Chrysemys picta bellii (western painted turtle) is the source of this 4372-nucleotide messenger RNA. NCBI's taxonomy places the organism in Eukaryota, Metazoa, Chordata, Testudines, Emydidae. The record is from RefSeq and is a predicted model, not a curated record.
AAUAAAUGAAUUCACUUUCUCUUCCCAGGUAUGAAUGCUGCAGUACGUGCGGUAGUGCGUAUGGGGAUCUACGUAGAAGCUAAAGUGUAUUUUAUCUAUGAGGGUUACCAAGGUAUGGUUGAUGGAGGUGACAACAUUGUUGAAGUAUCAUGGGAAAGUGUUUCAAGCAUCUUGCAAGUGGGAGGGACAGUUAUUGGUAGCGCACGCUGCAAAGAAUUUCGUACCCGGGAAGGCCGUUUGAAGGCAGCUUUCAACUUGAUUCAGCGUGGAAUCACUAACCUUUGUGUGAUUGGUGGUGAUGGUAGUUUAACAGGUGCUAAUCUCUUUCGUGAAGAAUGGAGUGGACUUCUAGAGGAACUGGCACAAAGUGGCAAGAUUGAAGAAGAAGCUGUGAAGAAAUAUGCUUACCUCAACAUUGUGGGGAUGGUUGGAUCCAUAGAUAAUGACUUCUGUGGCACAGAUAUGACCAUUGGUACUGACUCAGCCUUGCACAGAAUCAUUGAAGUUGUGGAUGCCAUCAUGACCACUGCUCAAAGCCAUCAGAGGACCUUUGUCCUAGAAGUUAUGGGAAGACACUGUGGGUAUCUAGCUCUUGUUAGUGCAUUAGCUUGUGGUGCGGAUUGGGUAUUUAUUCCGGAAUACCCCCCAGAAGAAGGAUGGGAGGAUCAGAUGUGUGUUAAGCUUUCUGAGAACCGUGCACGAAAGAAAAGGCUGAAUAUCAUAAUUGUGGCAGAAGGUGCCAUUGAUUCUCACAACAAAUCUAUAACUUCAGAAGAGGUUAAGGAUCUUGUGGUUCAGCAGCUGGGAUUUGACACUCGUGUGACUAUCCUCGGUCAUGUUCAAAGAGGUGGUACUCCUUCAGCUUUUGAUAGAAUUUUGGCAAGCCGUAUGGGCGUGGAAGCUGUCCUGGCCCUUCUAGAGGCUACAGCAGAUACCCCUGCUUGUGUUGUAUCCCUGUCUGGGAACCAAGCUGUCCGUCUGCCUUUAAUGGAGUGUGUGCAGAUGACUCAAGAAGUACAGAAAGCAAUGGAUGAAAGAAAGUUUUGUGAGGCUGUGAGACUUCGUGGAAGGAGCUUUGAAAACAACCUUAACACCUACAAAUUAUUGUCUCACAGAAAACCAGAUACAGAACUUCCAAAGGACCAUCUCUCAUGUAGUACUAAUUUUAAUGUGGCAGUUUUAAAUGUAGGUGCCCCUGCAGCUGGUAUGAAUGCUGCUGUCCGAUCUGCAGUAAGAGUUGGCAUAACUGAAGGUCACACCAUGUUUGCUGUCACUGAUGGAUUUGAAGGCUUUGCUAAUGGCCAGAUAAAGGAAAUCAGCUGGGGAGAUGUUGGAGGUUGGACUGGCCAAGGAGGGUCGCUUCUUGGCACAAAACGUACCCUCCCUGCAAAGUAUUUGGAGAAGAUUGCUGACCAGAUGCGCACUAAUAACAUCAACGCCCUUAUGGUUAUUGGUGGAUUUGAGGCCUACCUGGGACUUUUGGAAUUAUCAGCUGCCCGUGAGAAAUAUGACGAGUUCUGUGUUCCAAUGGUUAUGGUUCCUGCAACUGUAUCCAACAAUGUACCGGGUUCAGAUUUCAGCAUUGGUGCAGAUACUGCUCUGAACACUAUAACUGAUGCCUAUGAAAGUUGUCUGCAAUUAGCUGAGGCACGUGCUCGCUUUGAGGAGUUUUGUAUUCCUAUCUGUGUGUUGCCAGCUACUAUUAGCAACAAUGUGCCAGGCACCGACCUUAGCAUUGGUGCUGACACUGCCCUGAAUGCUAUUGUGGAGACAUGUGAUCGCAUCAAACAGUCAGCCAGUGGGACCAAGCGUCGUGUGUUCAUCAUUGAGACAAUGGGUGGCUACUGUGGUUACCUGGCCAAUAUGGGGGGCCUUGCUGCAGGUGCGGAUGCUGCUUAUAUCUUUGAAGAGAAGUUUGAUAUUCGAGAACUCCAGGCUAAUGUGGAGCAUUUGACCGAAAAGAUGAAAACCAGCAUCCAGCGUGGUCUAGUGCUGAGGAAUGAGAACAGCAAUGAGAAUUACACAACUGACUUUAUCUACCAGCUAUAUUCUGAGGAAGGAAAAGGCGUGUUCGAUUGCAGAAAGAAUGUAUUGGGCCACAUGCAGCAGGUAAAUAAAGUUACGAACUUUCCUCUGUAUACAGCAGCAGGAUUAAUUUAGUGUGUGUGAACUGCCGUCACCAUUCCAGGAUUAUGCACAAGUGGUCCUUCUUGCAUCUAUACCCUUUAGACCGGUGGUGGGCAACCUGCGGCCCGCGGCCUGCACGUGGGUAAUCUGGGUAAUCUGCUGGCAGACCGCGAGACGGUUUGUUUCCAUUUGCAUGGUUGCCUGCAGCUCCCAGUGGCCGUGGUUCACCGUUCCUGGCCAAUGGGAGUUGCAUGUUGCCCACCACUGCUUUAGACAAAAUGAAUGUUACUAAGGGUUUCCUCCAUUGUUACUAUCAACUCCUCACCCAUUUUGGGGUGUUGGAAGGGGAGUAGAAGAGGGGUAAUUUAGUUUUGCAGAAGGAAAUUGCAGCAGAUUCCCUCUUUUACCGUGUCACCUUUUUUGUUCCCCCCCAUCCCUAUUUUUAAAAAAGGGUGCUGUUAUUUUUUAGUAGCUCACUCACUGCCUCUUACAAGACCUCCCUGAAGCUGCCAGUGCAGGAGCAUCUCAUCCCUGGAAGAGAAAUUAGGUUCCUAUAGAACAUUUGUGCUCAUUGUUCACUUUUUCCUUUUGGAGGAGAGGGGAAAUAGUCAUCCUGUUAAUCUUCACUAUGAUUGGCUUUGCCCUGUACAGAACUCCUAGCUAGUGCAUCCCACACACCCAGAUGGGGCACUAGUCAGCCAAUAGCAGUAUGAGAGUGCAUAAGGGCACAAGGAUAAGCAACUAGGAAAUUUACAAUGGGAAGCAGGGCAGGUCUAGGGGAAAGAGUGUUUAAUAUGAGACCCUGGGUCCCUUUCUAGUAGUGACUGAAUAUCUACUGGUUCAUAUGAACCAUAACGUUUUAAUUCCAGCUUUAAAGCUUCAUAUUUUGUUUGAAGUCUUAACCCUGUGCCAAAAUUAUACAACAGCUUCCCUGCCUUGUAUCUAAGUACAUUAUAUAUUUGAUAUACUAACACUGUUCCCGCUUGUUUGUAGUGUAUUUAGAACUAAAUGCUAAGAAUUUCAGUAAAUGCACCCAAAACAGGUUAUACAUAGAAAACAGUAGAAUCUGCUUUCACCUGAGGAGCAUAUAGUUAGAUCCAGUUAAGAGCCCUGUUUUGACAGCUGGAAUAAAAGCGAAUAACUGUACCUUUUGUAUUUUGUCAAGUUCUACGUUCCCAUAGACCAGGGAUUGGCAACCUUUGGCACGCGGCCCGUCAGGGAAAUCCGUUGGCGGGCCAGGCCGGUUUGUUUACCUGCAGCGUCUGCAGGUUUGGCCGAUCGCAACUUCCACUGGCCGCGGUUCGCUGUUCCAGGCCCAUGGGGGUUGCGGAAAGUGGCACAGACCGAAGGAUGUGCUGGCCGACGCUUCUCGCAGCCCCCACUGGCCUGGAACAGCAAACUGCAGCCAGUGGGAGCCGCGAUCAGCCGAACCUGCAGCCGCUGAGGGUAAACCAACCGGCCCGGCCCGCUAGCAGAUUUCCCUGACGGGCCGCGUCAAAGGUUGCUGAUCCCUGCCAAAGACGAUCUAAAGCCCCUAGUGUCUGCUUGUCAACAGUGUUAUAGAUGCACCCACGUAGUAGCGGCUAGAGGUCUCUUGAUUACAGCCUCCGCCCUGUGAUGCAACAGUGCCAGCGCCCCUGAAGCACUGGCCUGGCCUGUUUGCUCGCUCCCUCGCCAGUUCUUUAUUCUGUCCUUUAUUUGCUUCUCUCCUUGUGUGCAUAUUGCUUUUCCAGCUCUCUCUCUACUGCUGGAAGUUGUAUUGUGCCAUGUUACUCCAGUAGCAAACAUCCUUCAGGCAGUGCUCUAUAGAAGCACCUCACAGCAAUGAGGUAGAAAGUACGUGCAAAUAAGCACUCUGCUGAAGGGGAGAAGCGGGGGGUUAACUAAGUCCCAUUGACUUUAAUGGGAAUUAAGCAUGUCUUUAUGCACGGAUUGUGGAAUUGGAGCUAGUAUCUCAAACUGUCCAGGCAAAGUCCCCUCAAGACUUCCACAUUGGGAAUACUGGGGCUAAGGUAAAGCACUGGGGUGUGUUUAAAAAAAAUGGGGGGAAAGGAGGGAAGGAAAGAGGAGGCUGAAAGAGGCACAGCAGCCCUAGAACAGAGAUGAUUGGUGCAAUGGAAAAACAAGAAUAAUGCUCCUGGUUGGUGCAAAAUUGCAACUAAUCUCUAAUUACAUUUAAACUUUGACAGGGUGGAGCACCUUCCCCAUUUGACAGGAACUUUGGGACAAAAAUCUCUGCAAAAGC